Molecule: messenger RNA, 882 nt
Organism: Ichthyophthirius multifiliis
Lineage: Eukaryota; Ciliophora; Oligohymenophorea; Hymenostomatida
Exons: 3
Source: RefSeq, a predicted model, not a curated record
AUGCUUUUAUAAAAACAAAAUGUUAUUUAAUAUUUAAAUCCUUACGAAAAGGCUUAAUUAAUAGAAAGAAAUAAAUAAAAAAAUAUUGAAGACUUAAAAAUCAAAGUUAAUUAAUAAAUAUAUGAAAAAGAAGCUGCAAAAUGGGAAAACAAAGGGAUUAAAAUAAAUUAAUAAAAAUAUAUAAAAAGCAGACUAGAAGAACUUAGAGAUAAAUCCUAAAAAUUUUUAAGUUUUAGAAGACUUAAAUUAAGUAUGAAACUAAAAGAAGAACAUGAAAAUUAUAAAAAUAUGAUAAUAUAAGCUAUUGAUAAUAAUCAUAACAUAAAAAAAAGUAUGUUUGAGAAAGUAGCAUUAUUAAAACAUGAAAAAGAAAUGGAAAGAAGUAAAUUUGUAUAAGAAAAAAAAGAAUAAUAAUUUAUUAGAAAUACAGAUGAAUUAAGAUAAAUUGAAAGUAAAAUUAAAGAAAUAUAAACUUAUUAAGAAUAGAAUAUUUAAAUGUUGGAAAAAUAAAAUUUAAUGGAAUAAAAAUAUUAAGAGGAAAUGAUUUUUGCUGAAUUAAAUAAAAUUGAGUUGAGGAAAAAAGAAAAAGAUCAAAAAAAGAGUUAUUAAGAUAAUAAACUCUAAAUUAAGAAAGAAAGAAAAAAAUAAAUAGAAGAAAAAGUAUUAAUUUAAAAAGAAAAUGAAAGCUUAAAUAAUGAAUGGAAUAUUUAAAAAGAAAAAGAUUAAUAAUUAAAAUAAUAAAAAAACGAAUUUAAUAAAUAACUUAAUUAAUCAAUUAAAUUUAAUAAUGAGGAAAUUCAAUUAAGAAAAUAAUAUGAAAAAACUACUGAAAAAAGUAAAAUAAAGAAUUUUUAGAUUAAAUUGUUCGAAAGGAAUAAAUGA